AUGGAUAAAAAAAAUGCUCGAGACGAUAAAAAUCAGCAGCUGAAUACCGGUAGUAAUACUCCUUCUCAUCAAUUAUCUACGACGCACGAUUCUACUGUUGAACUAUGGGGCGGCAUAGAAAAGGCUCAUCCAGAACAGCAGGCAAUUCAUAUGAUAGCAUUGGAGGAAGUAUUCAAACGCUUCCAUACUAAUCCAAAUACCGGUUUAUCAUCGAACUCUGUACCAGAUGCUCGUGCUCAAUACGGUCCCAACAGACUUACGCCACCUGAACCUCCAAGUUAUUUUUGGCUUUUAUUUAAACAAUUAUUUGCAGGUUUCAAUAGUAUUCUUUGGUGUGGUGGUAUUUUGGCUCUUCUAGCUUACAAAGCAUUUGGUUCAGCUCAUCCGGAUUUAUCAAAUUUAGCUUUGGGUAUUUUAAUAUUUAUCGUCAUUAUUUUGAAUUCAAUGUUGAAUUCUUAUCAAGAAAUAAAAUCAAUUAAAAUUGUUGCAGCAUUUUCGAAAUUAAUACCAACAUUAGCAACGGUUCGACGCGACGGAAGAGAACAACAAAUUAUUACCGAUGAAUUAGUUCCAGGUGAUAUAAUUCUCAUCCGAAUGGGCGAUAAAUUACCUGCAGAUUGUCGUUUCAUAUCUUCUGAUGGUUUGAAAGUGAAUACAUCAGAAUUAACCGGUGAAUCAAUGCCAAUAUCGGCUGGAAUUCAAUGUACCAGUUCGAAUUUUAUGGAAACAAAAAAUAUUGGAUUUUAUUCAUCAAUGGUCGAACAAGGAACCGGUGAAGCAGUUGUCAUUGCUACAGGUGACAGUACUGUAUUAGGCAAAAUGUCCAAAUUAACACGUGGAAGUGAAGGAGAUGAAAUUACUGGUCUACAUCGUGAAGUAAAUCGUUUUGUUUUAUUUGUUGUACUUGCUACACUAACUGGCAUUGUUGUAUUGUGGAUAACAUGGGGUGCAUGGCUGAAUAAUUCCCAUCAUGGAUUUGUUACACUCGACCAAAAUGUCGUUAAUACAGUUGGUUUGAUUGUUGCUUUCUUACCAAUGGGGUUACCAUCUGCUGUUACAUUAGUAUUGACGAUUGUUGCCACACAAAUGUAUCGACAACGUGUCUUAGUCAAAAGUUUACAAAUCGUGGAAACAUUCAAUUCUGUUUCUGUUAUUGCGACGGAUAAAACAGGAACAUUGACACAAAAUAAAAUGACUGUAACUCAUCUGUUAUGGGAUACGCAAUGUGUUUACAAUGUUCCCAUACCUCAACCUAAAAUAGAACCAACUCGCACGUUUUUUCAAAGAAUUCGUCGACUAUCAAGUGAUGCUUUAAAGAUAGCUCGUCGACUAUCGAACGGUGCAAAUAAACUAGCACGAAAACUAUCGUCAAACAGUCAUCCGGAUGAAUCUGAACGUUUACCAUUGGUAGACAACAGUUCUGAAGGAUCGGAAAAAUUAAAUAUCGCCAGUGAAGUUCGAAUACAAGCAUUUCGUGAUCUUCUAAUUGGUGCAGCUCUUUGUAAUAAUGCGAGUAAACAAAUCAUAAAAGACAUUGAAUUCGGUCAAGAUAAAGUAGGAGCUACGUCAAAAGUCAAACUUGUAGGUGAUGCUGCCGAUACAGCCCUUUAUCAUCUUUGUGUUGAUCAAUGUUCUGUUGAUAUUGUAAGAGUACAAAGUGUCAAUCCACGUUUAAAAGUGUUACCCUUUAAUUCAGCAAAUAAAUUUAUGAUCUCCGCAAAUCAACUUGAAGUAUCAGAUUCGUCCAUAGUAGAAAAAGAUCGUUUCGUUUUAAUAACAAUGAAAGGUGCACCUGAUAUGGUUAUGCAACGAUGUUCAACCUAUAAAACGAAUAAUGACGAAAUCCUACCAUUCGAUACGGAAGUGAAGAACGCAUUAGCUGUUCGACAAGAAAAAUUAGGUAAAAAUGGUUAUCGUGUUAUUGCUCUGUGCCAACAAAAACUUCCUCGUCAACAGUAUGAUAGCAUGAUGGAGAAAUAUAAAGACAGUCAACAAUCAUCAACACCUAGCGAAGCUGAAGAUCUUAGUGGAUUUCCAUCAAAUGAUUAUUGUUUCAUUGGUCUUUUCUCUUUACUCGAUCCACCUCGACCAGAAGUACCUGCUGCUGUUUUAAAAGCUCGUGGAGCUCAUAUUCGUAUAGCUAUGGUCACUGGUGAUCAUCCAACAACAGCAAAAGCUAUUGCGAAACAAGUAAAUAUUCUUACACCUGAUAUUGCUGACACGAAUGGUGUCGAUACAUUUAAAGUAGAAAAAAGUAAAGAUGGUAAAACUGUUCUUAGUCUAUAUCGAAACGAUGAACUUAUUCAAAAAUAUGAACCACAUGGAAAAAAUACAAACAAUUCAUUACUGCAAAAUACUAAACGGAUAACAAAACGAAAAUUAACCUACGAUCAUGAUAAUGAAUCACAACGAAAUCCAUGGUAUAAACGUAUAGGAUUGUCAAUUCUCAAUCAAUUUGAUGAAACUCAAAGCGAGAUUGAUCCAACGGAUAAAAUGGCAUACAUACCGUAUGCUGUUGUUGUUUCCGGUGCUGAAAUAAAUUAUAUGGAUAGUUUUAUGUGGGAUUGGGUGCUAUCCCAUCAAGAACUCGUUUUUGCACGUACAUCACCGGAACAAAAAUUACGGAUUGUUUCCGAAUUUCAACGACGUGCUGAAGUUGUUGCUGUAACAGGCGAUGGUACCAAUGAUGCGCCUGCUUUGAAAUGUGCUAAUCUUGGUGUUGCCAUGCAAUCUGGUACCGAAGUUUCAAAAGAAGCUGGUGAUAUGAUAUUAUUAGAUAAUAAUUUUGCAUCAAUUAUUAAAGCUAUUGAAACAGGACGAUUGUUAAGUGAUAACUUGAAGAAAGUUGCCAUCUAUCUUUUACCUGCAGGUAGUUGGUCACAAAUUUGGCCCGUCUUUUUUAAUUAUUGGUUCGGUAUGCCUUUAGCUUUAUCAGCUUUCUAUGCUACAAUAUUUUGCAUGUUGAAUGAUGUUUUCAUGUCACUUGCUAUUGUAGCAGAAAAGGCUGAAGGCGAUAUCAUGACACGACCUCCUUCAGUUCGUUCAAAAGAUCAUCUAUUGAAUUGGAAAUUACUUCUUCAUGCAUAUAUUUUUGUAGGCAAUAUAGAAUGUUUUACAGGAUUCUUUUGUUUUUGUUUCUAUUGGAUUGAUCAUGGCGUUCCAUUCGAUUCAUUUAUGUUUACUUACGAGAAAUUCGGUAAAAGCCCUCUGACACCAUAUUCGAUAGAACAGUUGAUUCAAAUGACAUAUAUUUCUCAAUCGGUAUAUUAUUGUUCACUUUGUUUAUUUCAAUUUUUUAAUUAUUUUGCAACACGUACAAGAUAUGCUUCAAUUAUUGACCAUAAUCCAUUUUGGGGUAAAGGCCAAAAUUUGUAUGUAUUUAUUGCUAUGAUUUUAUCGGUUGGUAUUCAACUGUUGGUAACAAAAGUGCAAUGGUUCAAUGAAGUAUUUCACACAGCAUCAGCACCGGUAAUAUAUGUAUUACCAACAUUAGGCUUCGGUAUACUAUGGCUUUUAAUCGAUGAAUUAAGAAAACUUCUGAUAAGAAAAUUUCCGAAUAGUUUUCUUGCUAAAAUUGCUUGGUGA
Molecule: messenger RNA, 3585 nt
Organism: Rotaria socialis
Lineage: Eukaryota; Metazoa; Rotifera; Eurotatoria; Philodinida; Philodinidae
Source: the annotation of a GenBank genome assembly